CACUCUCAGCACUCCUCCUCAGACUAUUUAGGCCUAGUUGCAGCACUCCAUCUCUCAUUCACAGCUUAAUACACAUCAUAUCACACAGGCACGGGAGACAUGUCUCGACUCGAUGUGACAGAAACGUUUCAUGGGCUCACUUGGCCGGGCCACUUGCAUACUCAAGAGUCUCUGAACUACGCCACAAAUUUUAAGUUCAAGGACUCCGAUACGCUUAUUGUCACCUACCCAAAGUCCGGGACGACAUGGAUGCAAGAGAUGGUGACCCUUAUUAACAGUCAAGGAGACCCCACUCUGUCCCGGAGUGUCCCUAACUGGGCGCGUGCCCCGUGGCUAGAGCAGUACUACUGCCCUGAGGUGCUCAGCUCCAUGCAGGAGCCACGGACACUCACCACACACAUGCCCUACAGUGCUCUGGCCCCCGCGCUCAAGGACUCCAAAGCUAAAGUCAUAUACAUCGGAAGGAACCCCAGAGAUGUGGCUGUGUCCUCCUACCACUUCUGCCAUUUUGCCAAGUUCAUGCCCACUCCAGCCUCUUUCCAGGAAUACCUCAACCACUUUUUACAAGGAAAAGUGCAUUUUGGAAGUUGGUUUGAUCAUGUGAAAAGCUGGACUGAUGCAAAGGAAGACAUUCAAAACUUUUUCUUCAUUACGUAUGAAGAGAUGAAACAGGACCUGCGUGGCUCCAUCAAGAGGGUGAGCAGCUUCCUUCAGCGCCCCCUGGUGGACUCUGAGAUAACUGCCAGUGAGCAGCAGUGCAGCUUCGCGACCAUGAAGAACAACCCCAUGGUGAACUACACCCUGGUGCCAGAGGAGAUCAUGAGCCACAACAGCGGGAAGUUCAUGAGGAAAGGGGCUAGUGGAGACUGGCGCAACACCUUCACCGUGAACCAGAGUCUGGUGUUCGACGCGGUGUAUGAGGCCCAGAUGCAGUACAGUCCCCUGAGGACGCUGUGGCCCAACGCCACCGACCUGCAGGUGGCCACCAAGUGCCCGGUGACCGCUGCCAGUGCCAGCUCCUCCACGUGUCACGUCGUGGGUCAUCAGGAUUUAAUGGGCUGCUCAUGAAUGCCUUUGGAUCUCUUCAAUGAAAGAGGUUUUACCAUCUGUUCCUUAUAGUGAAUGUGUUGUCUAAGUUUAAGACUAAUAUAAUCUUUUUGAAGGGGGGUCGUCUACAGACUGUAGAGAGAAUAUAGAGGCCCAUGCCCAUAGAAGUCUUCAAAAGGGGGAAUUGUCUCAUAUUCAGGGUCGUCUUACAUUCGGGUCAAUGCUGUAAUAUACCACAUAUAUACGUAUUUUCACAAAACAAGAAAAGUGCUUAAAACAACUGUGAUCAUUACUCCACAUCACCUCCUUGGGAAAGUAUUUUAUGUUGUUUUUUAUUUCUUUCCCCUAGCCACAGGGUUUCAGUGCAUGUUGGAAGGAUGUGGGUGAUUUUUCCUUGAAAGUGGUGCCUUCUUGUAAUGCUUAAUCCAGUGCUUCCCAACCAGGGGUAUGUGUACCACUAGGGGUACGCGAGCAUACUGAAGGGGGUACUUGGAAAAAUUUAAUUUUAACAAAUGCAUGGGAGCAUAGUCACACUGGAAUAGAAAAAGCAAUGUAAAACACAAGUUAGGGGGUACUCGUCGCACAACAAAAAGGCUCUGGGGGUACUUGAGACAAAAAAGGUUGGGAAACACUGGCUUAAUCAAUGAUUGUAUUUUAAGAAGCAACUAUUUUCUUUGAAUCUUCAGAACAUUUGAUGUUGCUGACUCCUUAUUGCUGACUCAUAUUGACCUCAAGUUGAGGCUGUCAGGAUGCCAGAUUCCUCCCUUCCUGCGCUAGUAGGCUACUGAAGGUCUUGAUGUUGUGAAAUUAGGCUAUAUUAGAAACACUUCCAGGGUAAUCUUUUUCUAGGAAUAUUAUUACUCACAUGAACCCUGGACCAUUUGAGCCGUAUCUAGAACUGGUGUGUUAAUGUGAGUAUUUUGAAAGCGCUUUGAGCCAACUUCAUAGUCGUGAUAUUGCGGAACAUAAAUAUGUGUUGUAUUGUAUUGUAUUGUAUUAUAUUGUUGUAUACAUAUAUAUGCAUAUCAAGUUACAAGAUAGACAAGAUACAAGAUAAACAAGAUAUUCUGUGUAGGCUAUAUAUUUUUGGGGCUGUAUCCAAUACCCUGUAAAUUACUAUAAGUCGCUUUGGAUAAAAGUGCCAGCUAAAUGUAAUGAAAUGUAAUGUAAUGUGUAAUAGAUAUAGGCCUAGUAGCCUAUACAGCUGCAGAUGUCAUGGUUCUGAGUUCAAGUGUUAAAACUGUGUCAAGCCGAAUGAAAAGGCAAUCAGCAAUUGCUCCACAAGAGUGCCCACAAGUCUUAUGUCACCCACAACACAAGAAGUAUCUCACAUAAUGAGGUGUCAGUCGAGUGCAGUUCUGAAUUAAUAAUUUUAGAUAUGCACGCCAUGUAGGCCAGAUCAGAAUGCAGCAUUUAGGACUUAUUGACCCAGUUUGUGAAAUCAGCCUCAAUGUUACAUUGCAUUACACUUAGCUGACAUGUUUAUGCUCAUGCAAUUUACAGUUAUACUAUUACUACAAUUUUUACUACUACUACAGGUGCAGUCAGGGCCACUGACAGCUUUGGCCAGGCCAGGCACAAAGUCUGGAUUACUCCACAGCUGCACCUGAAUAACAGAAUUGUUUGCUUUCCUUCAUGGGAAUCUGUCAAUGAUACAGUACUUAUAAGUCAGUGGAAUCUGCCGCUGAUCAGUCUGUCAACA
Molecule: messenger RNA, 2749 nt
Organism: Engraulis encrasicolus (European anchovy)
Lineage: Eukaryota; Metazoa; Chordata; Actinopteri; Clupeiformes; Engraulidae
Gene: sult5a1
Product: sulfotransferase family 5A, member 1
Exons: 6
Coding region: 100-1068 (322 amino acids)
Biological process (GO): sulfation
Cellular component (GO): cytoplasm
Molecular function (GO): sulfotransferase activity
Source: RefSeq, a predicted model, not a curated record